AUGGCAUCCUGCGACAAUCCCAACGUCGACAGCGAUGCUCUUAUGACACGUCGACAGAAAUAUGACGGCAAGACUAAAAUUUGCGUUAAGUGCAAGGAAGGAGCGGGAAACAUCGUCAUCCGUUAUGCUGUCUAUUGCAAGACUUGCUUCUUUCCCCUCAUUCAAAUGCGCUUCAAAAAAUCACUCGAACCCUCCAUAAAUCCAGUCCCAGAUGGUGCACGACGGAAGACCCUCAAAGCAGGCGGAUCCCUCGUUGUAGCGUUCUCCGGCGGGACUGGGUCAACCGCAUUGCUCGAUCUGGUUGCCAAGACAUAUUUCCCUGUGCGCAAUAAUGGCGAAACGCUCAAAGGUGGUAAAGACCAUCCACGCAAUGCAGACCAAGGCGUCUGGAAGGGCAAACCGGCUGUAUGCUACGUCGAAGUGUGUGGUGCGUUUCCAGGAGAAAAGGAUAGGACAGAGGAGAUCCAGAACAUGGUCCAAAGGUAUCUGGGUCAACCUUUCGAAUACAUACCCCUCCGUUUGGAGGACUCUUUUGAUCCGAUGUGGUGGUCAACGAUUCGAGGAGGAGAAUCGGCUUCCUUUGCACGGACUCUAAGACUGGAUAUGACGGACGAAGACCUACGGUUGACUGAGGCUUCUUCAUCCUCCUUCAAUGACUCACCUCUGAAUCGAUUGAAAGCCUAUCUAUCAUCCCUUCCCACCCAGACCGCCUUCCACAGCGCGAUCCAAAACCUCAUCAGACUGCUCCUCCUUCACAUCGCCGCCUCACGCAAAGCAUCCCAUCUACUUCUCGGAACGUCCUUGACAUCCUUGUCUGUAAACCUGAUAUCUGGGAUCUCGCAGGGGACAGGUUUCUCGGUAUCCGAGGAGGCGAAAGAAGAGUGGUAUCCACAACCAGGACGAGGAAUGCCUGUGCGUGUUAUCCGCCCUCUGCGUGACAUCGGCAUGAAGGAGUGCGCGAUGUGGGAUUGGUGGUGUGGGUUGAGGGUCGAUGGACAAACACGUCAUCUGAACGGAAGCUGGAAGCAUGCAAUAGGUGCCUUGGCCAGAGACUUCAUCUUCGGACUUGAGACCGACUACCCUGCUACAGUGUCUACGAUUGCUCGCACCUGUGCAAAGCUCGCCCCCAAGCACGGUUCUGAGGGCACCUGCGUUCUAUGCGAGCGCCCUGCUCAAGACGGUGUUCAGGAAUGGAAGAGCCGGAUAUCAAUCCGCUCGUACUCAGAGGCGUCCUCAGCCGUCUCUGGCAAUACCCGACCUCCACAUCUCAACGAGGAGGAAAUCUCCAACCUUACGAAGCCGUCAGCUUCCUCCACCCCUGCGAACUCUUCCUUGACGCCCCAUCUAUGCUAUGCGUGUCACACACUCCUUACAAGUCGUAGCAACCGAGGGACAUCGGCGCCUCUACCUACCGGCCGAGCUGCUGAGAAAAUAUCCCUGCCUGUCUGGGUGAACGCGACUCUCGCCGCCUCGCGAUCGCCUGGUGGCGAUGAGGAUUCGACGCCAGGCGAGGUUGUUCAGACCAUCAAAAUGAGGAGGGUGGAUAUGAAGUCCCAGAUAUCAGAGCUUCUACUUGCAGACGAUUAA
This is a messenger RNA of Cyclocybe aegerita, 1587 nucleotides long. The record is from the annotation of a GenBank genome assembly. Lineage: Eukaryota; Fungi; Basidiomycota; Agaricomycetes; Agaricales; Hemipholiotaceae.